Molecule: messenger RNA, 249 nt
Organism: Clunio marinus
Lineage: Eukaryota; Metazoa; Arthropoda; Insecta; Diptera; Chironomidae
Source: the annotation of a GenBank genome assembly
AUGAUUAGGUCGACAUCAAGUGUGACGACGAUUCAAAGUCAAGCUGAUGAUUGUCAUGACGUUAGACAACAAAUUCAUUUAAUAAACUUUUUUGUCAUUUUAACGAAUGCAUUGUGUGUAGGAGUUUUGAUGAUUUAUAGCGCCAUGGAAAGUGUUUUUCUUCAUAAGCUGACAGACGACAGUCAGACAAACAACAUAAUAUUGAAAGCUUUAAUUUGUUGGCUUUUCUGUCAAGAAAUAUGCCAAUGA